Molecule: messenger RNA, 1282 nt
Organism: Pistacia vera
Lineage: Eukaryota; Viridiplantae; Streptophyta; Magnoliopsida; Sapindales; Anacardiaceae
Exons: 10
Coding region: 154-1104 (316 amino acids)
Source: RefSeq, a predicted model, not a curated record
UUGGUGAUGUAAAGUUAAUACCAAACAAAAUGCUUUCAAUCGUCAUGUCCCGUUCCUCACUACACGUUUCAAAAUAUCAAUCCCAUUAAUAUUCUUUUAUGAGAUUUUAAUGGCAUCAUUUGUUACUUAAAAUAUCAAAAACAGGAAAAGAUAAUGUUGAUGGCAAGGGUUAGAAUUUGGUGGAGUCAUUCAAAGACUGUAGCUUUCAUCUGGUUUAUCUCUCUCGUCUUGUUCUACUCUUUGUUCCACAUGGCCCUCAAUAAUUCAUUCCAGAAUUACCCUUCUUCUGUUUCAGAUUCUCAUAUUGCAAAUGAGGAGCGGAGGACAAAAUUGUAUGAUAAGAUUGCAAGGGAUUUGGAUGAACAUGGAGCAGUUUUCCUGAAGCAAGGGGAAACAUCUCAGUCAUUGUCUCUUUCAGACAUCUUCAAUCUCAAAGAUGGAGCUGUAACACCUGUUCUUAAGGCAGCAAAUCCUCCUGUACGAGCAAAUGUUUUGUAUAUGAGCACAGAGUACUCAGUGCAUAUCUCAGAGGCUGUAAAACGUAUAUUCAGUCCACAUUUUUAUAAAGCGAUCUGGUUUCAGAAUUCAAGUUUGUACCAUUUUAGCAUGUUUCAUGCCUCCCAUCAUAUUUCACCUGUUCCUGCCACUGAAGAUGAGAUUGAAGCUGAAGCAGCUGCUGUUAGAGCUGUGGCAGAGGGCCUCUGUCCUUUAAAAAUUGUCCUGGACAGGGUGGUUUUAACUUCAACUGGUGUGCUUCUGGGUUGCUGGCAGGUGAUCUCUGGAGCUGAUCCUGUAACUGUUCGUGCUAAACUGAGAACUGCACUUCCACAUGCACCUGAAAAGCAGCUUUAUGAUGCUGCUAUUCUUCACACAUCAUUUGCAAGGCUUCUGGGUCACCCUACGGCUUCAUCCAUGGAGCAUCAAAAUACUUCAGAUCAACUCAAAUUCUUCCAUGAGCUAGUUGCUCGUCUAAACAGCGAGAUUCGUGGAUUUGAGGCAAAGGUGUCUGAGCUCUGGUAUGUGGAAGAAUAUGACUUGCUGGCCCUCGCCUUGGACGGACGAAUGAAGGUUCGCAGGUUCCCACUGGGAUGCUCAAAGCCCUGAAGAUUCCAAACUACAUGCUCAUUUUAAUCAAGAAAGAAAGUUUUCCAACAAUGGCUGCCUCUUCAAUCAUGUAUUAAUAGUGAAAGUUUGCAGUUUACUGAUAAAUUAGUUAUACUCUGUUUUGGGUUGUGCCACUGCCACCUCGUGUAUUAUAAUUUGUCCCUUUCUUUCUUUUCAA